This is a messenger RNA of Capronia coronata CBS 617.96, 537 nucleotides long. RefSeq lists its product as uncharacterized. NCBI's taxonomy places the organism in Eukaryota, Fungi, Ascomycota, Eurotiomycetes, Chaetothyriales, Herpotrichiellaceae. The record is from RefSeq and is a predicted model, not a curated record. Bases 1 to 537 code for a protein of 178 amino acids. The transcript has 2 exons.
AUGAGUAGCAACGCGAAAAAGUUGAUGCAGAACAAGAACGUUGCGGGCGGUCAACUGGGCAUACUAUCUACAGAUCCUCCGACAGGCUUCUAUCGGGACGGAUACUGCAGGACGGGCCCAGAAGACAAGGGCAAUCAUUCCGUGGCGGCCACUGUCAACAAGGAGUUCCUCGAUUUCACAGACUCGAAAGGAAACAAUCUGAAAAAGUCCGGAGUCAAAGAUGGGAUGAAGUGGUGUCUCUGUGCAACCCGGUGGAAGGAAGCUAUGGAAGCAGCACAAACGGGGAAACUGUCGCAAUCAGCGGUGCCACGAGUUCAUCUGCACGCCUCCCACGAAAGCGCAUUGAAGGAGAUAAAGUACGGCGAUCUGAGCAAAUAUGCGGCGCAGGGAGAAGCACCAAAGUCGGAUAGAUCCAGGCAAGAUACACAUCACGAUCCUGCGUCAUCCAAAGGUAUUGCAAAGACAAGCACCGACAUCAGUGGGAAUUCAGAGACAACCGGUGGCGUCGGGGUGCGGACGUCUAAGGAUGGGGAAUGA